This is a messenger RNA of Naegleria gruberi, 3064 nucleotides long. RefSeq lists its product as uncharacterized. NCBI's taxonomy places the organism in Eukaryota, Heterolobosea, Eutetramitea, Acrasida, Naegleriidae. Gene Ontology annotation, biological process: protein phosphorylation. The record is from RefSeq and is a predicted model, not a curated record. Bases 194 to 3064 code for a protein of 956 amino acids. The transcript is spliced from 2 exons. Gene Ontology annotation, molecular function: protein kinase activity; ATP binding.
AACAGCAGCACCAAAAUACAUUAAAUUCCGUUGGGCGGGAAAUCUUUUGGAUUUUAAUUCGCUAAUUCACAAUUCAUCAUCAUCAUUAUCCAUUAACUAUAUAAUUUAUAUUUAUUUCUCUAUAUAUUUGAUUAUUGUUUUCAUAAAUAAUUCUUCAUCAUUAGACCGGAAAAUAGUAAAUAAUUUUCAAAUCAUGGCAUCAAGUGAUGUUCCAAUUGAAAACAACCAUAUAUCAACAACAACAACAUGGGGAAGUGCUGCUACUAAUACAAUAACAUCAACUCCAAGACUAUUGCCGAAACCUCCAGUAACACCAAGAGGAAGUACAAAGGGAAGUUUGACACCAUUAACAACGACAACAACAACCACCACUACUCCAAAUAGUACUAUUGCUAAUGUUGUUAAUGUAGGGAAACAACCUCCUCCAAUUACAAAUAUUAUUAGAAAUCGAAUAGAAUUGGAGGAAAGAGAAAAGGAAAAUCAACAAAAUAUUCAUUUAUCAUCACCGUUAACAUCACCAUCAUCAAUGCAUAAUAGUAAUACUAAUAGCUAUUCGAAUGAAUAUGAAAAUUCCUCAUACCUUUUCCAAGAUGAAGUUGAAGAAUAUAAAACACCACCCAAACAAUCGAGCACAUCAACUCCCACAACAGAAUCUUCAUCUGCACUUCCUCCUCCUCCACCUUCUCUUCCAUCAUCAAUGUCUAAAUUGGCUUUAAAGAAUGGAAAGAUCAAUAAUAAUUAUCAGAAAGUAGUGACGACCACCAUGAUGAGUCCUCCACCUCCUCCACCAAUAACAGUGGUGAGGAAUGCACCUAUUGCUACAAUAGCUAGUACUGCAUCACCAACAGUUUCGAAUAGUAGUAAUACUACACAACCAGAAUCACCUCGAUUGGAAAGAUACAAACCACUUCCUUCUGUUGCUAAAUAUAAGAGAGAUUCAGUGGUAAUUGCUAAUUUGGCCAGUUUACCACCUCCUCAAAUAAGUGAUAUGAAAGCAUUCCUUGAUAUUUAUGACAAUAAGAUACUAAUUGUUGAUUCGAGAGCAUUUAGUGGCAGUAAAACUGUUAGUGAGCAAUUAAUAUCAAGAUUCACAUUACGUACAUUGACCAUUGACAGCAUUUUAGGAAGGGGCUGUUCGGGAUGUGUCUAUUUAUGUAGUGAGAAUGGAGAAAAGUUGGCUGUAAAGAUUGUCACUCCAACUGCUACUUUUGCACCUAAUGUAAAAGCAGAGUAUGAACUAAUGAGGUCAUUGAAUCAUGAUAGUAUCAUGAAAGUCCAUGAUUAUUUUGAAAUGUUAACCUCACUUCAACCUGGAUCUUUAUUUACAAUGAAAUAUUAUGAAAAUGGAGAUUUGAGAAGAUUAAUUGAGGAUUUUGAAAAGAAGGAAAAGAAAAUCUCUAUUCAUCCUGAAAAUAUUUUUAUGGAAAAACAAACAGAUCACACUUGUAAAAUAGUAUUGGGAGAUUUUGGAUUGGCUAAAACUAUACAACAAUCACAUGGACUCUAUUCGAUUGUUGGAACAAUGAAUUACCUUUCUCCUGAAAUUGUAAAUAAUUCUGAAUACGGAGCAGAAACUGAUAUAUGGAGUUUUGGUGUUGUCUGUUACGAGUUAAUGACCUUAAAGAGUAAGCAAGUUGAAAGAGUGGUUACACUCCGCCAACAAGGAGCUCUCGUCAAUGACAUGCUCAACAGAUAUCCUCAAGAGGUUACCAUGAUCGAGUUGAUUGUUCAAAUGUUGAACAAGAAUCCCUCUGAUAGACCAUCAGCGGAUGAAAUUCUCAAACAACCAUGCAUGAAACACUUUAUUGAAAUGAAGAAAGUGUGUGAACAUAUUGUACAGAAGCUUACUGAAAGUUUGGCUUAUUUCCAGAAAAAUUACGAGUUUGAAAAAUGUGUACAGAUCAAAGAUCUUCUACAGAGUAUUAGUCAACUGAGAGCAGAGUCCUGUGAUUCGAGUAGACUCAGGAUAUCACUCUUCAAUGCAUAUACAUUCUUGGAAGAAAAAUUACCUGAAAAUAUUGACCUAAAACCAACUAAACCAAAGGUCAAUUUGGCUUCCUCUCCAGAAAAGCAAAUAACUACCAAGAGAAGAUCUAAUACCAAAGCUGGUGUAACAAGUCCAUCUAAUCAAAAUCCUCCAUCAUCCAAUACAACAAUAACUACCACCACCAAUAAUCAACCUAACUUUAGAGUAACCAUCUCAGGAGAUGAGGAAUUUUCACAUCAUUCUGAGGAAUCUGAAAAUUCCUCUGGUUCCACCGAUAGUUCAACUGCUGUCAAGAAAAACUCCAAUGCAAAUAGUUUAGAGCUCGAAGAUCCAAAUAUUAUUAGAAAGAGGUCAUCCUCUCGUAAUACUAUUAUAAAUCAAAUCAAGGGAUGGGUUGGUUAUGGAACAGAAAAGGAGAAAAGCUUUAGACAAACUGUGGUAAUUAAGCCACCAGAUCCAAACAAGUUCCAACACAGCCAUCACAUUGGAGUGGACGAUAGAAAUAGAGUGAGUGGAAAUUAUCCAAAAGAUUUUGAUUCAGUCUUACAAGACAUGCAUAUGGAACCAGUAGAAAGCCCAAUUGUUGAAACUCCCACUCCUGUCAUUAAAGAAGGAGAAGAGGAAGAAGAAAUUAAACCAAGACUACACAGAAGAUCAACAAGUCUAUUCGAAAAGCCAUCCCUCAAUCAAUCUCUAGAUGAGAUUACAACAGUCGCGAGUCCAACCAAACAACGUAGCUCGACUGUGAAAAGUAGUAAUAGCCCUGUACCACCAGUGGAGAUUUUAAAAGAUCCUCCAAACUCACCACCAAGUACAACAACUCCUUCGACACCCUCUAACUCUGAAAUACUCAAAAUUUCUCCACGAUUUGGAAAGGCUGGAAAGUUAGAAGUCAGUCCAACUCCAUUCGAAAUUACUGGUACUCCUGUAAAAUCUCCAAACACACAAAAUGGUGUGGAAAUUCCAAGUAUUGGAGGUGCAUUCAAACUCAUCUCUGACCGAAGACAACAAGAUAUCAUUGAAAAGAAUAUUGAAGAAGCUUGUAGCUCACCAACAGUUUCAAGAAGACGAAGGUAA